Molecule: messenger RNA, 1380 nt
Organism: Saccharomyces paradoxus
Lineage: Eukaryota; Fungi; Ascomycota; Saccharomycetes; Saccharomycetales; Saccharomycetaceae
Gene: XDJ1
Product: Xdj1p
Exons: 1
Coding region: 1-1380 (459 amino acids)
Biological process (GO): protein refolding
Cellular component (GO): cytoplasm
Molecular function (GO): Hsp70 protein binding
Source: RefSeq, a predicted model, not a curated record
AUGAGUGGCAGUGAUAGAAGAGACCAGUUAUACGAUGUGUUGGGGGUGACAAGAGACGCGAGCGUGCAGGAGAUUAAAACUGCUUACAGAAAGCUUGCCCUGAAACAUCAUCCAGACAAGUAUGUAGACCAAGACUCAAAGGAGGUGAAUGAGAUCAAAUUCAAAGAGAUCACUGCCGCUUAUGAGAUCUUAAGCGAUCCAGAAAAGAAAUCACAUUACGAUUUGUAUGGUGAUGAUAAUGGUCCCGCUAGUGGCGGUGGCGCUGAUGGGUUUGGAGAUGACGAUUUUAUGAAUUUCUUUAAUAAUUUCUUCAAUAAUGGAGGUCACGAUGGAAGCAGUUUCCCCAGUGAGUACGAUACAUAUGAAGAGGACAAGUCUACAAGCUCCAAGGAUAUCGAUAUCGAGAUAUCUCUUACGCUGAAGGAUUUGUACAUGGGCAAGAAGUUAAAGUUUGAUUUGAAGAGACAGAUUAUUUGUAUGAAAUGUCAAGGCUCUGGUUGGAAAUCAAAGAAGAAAAUUCACGUCGCACACGAGGUAGAAUGUGAAUCUUGCGGUGGAAAAGGUUCAAAAGAACGUCUAAAAAGGUUUGGGCCAGGUUUGGUAGCGUCGCAAUGGGUAAUAUGUGAGAAAUGUAAUGGUAAGGGAAAGUACACUAAAAGGCCCAAGAAUCCGAAGAACUUUUGCCCCGAUUGCGCAGGCGUGGGGCUUCAUUCAAAGAAGGAAGUUAUCACAGUGAACGUGGCUCCGGGCCAUCAUUUUAACGAUGUUAUUACAAUCAAGGGGAUGGCAGACGAAGUAAUCGAUAAGACUACAUGCGGCGAUUUAAAGUUCCAUCUUAUUGAGAAACAAGAGGACUUAGAGCAGAAGCAAAUCUUCUUGAAGAACUUUGACGAAGGCACCAGGAAUGAUUUGUAUAUAGGCGCCACCGUAUCGCUAAGCGAGGCCUUGACAGGAUUUGAGAAGUUUUUAACAAAAACGUUCGACGACAGGUUACUAACAUUGAGCGUUAAGCCCGGGAGAGUAAUAAGGCCUGGUGAUGUCAUCAAAAUUGCCAAUGAAGGUUGGCCUAUUCUAGAUGACCCUCGUGGCCAAUGCGGCGAUCUGUAUGUUUUCGUUCAUAUUGAGUUCCCACCAGAUAACUGGUUCAAUGAAAAAUCAGAAAUGCUAGCAAUUAAAAUGAAUCUGCCGUCUUCUUCAUCUUGCGCUUCUCAAGCGACUGUAAAUACUGAAGAUGACAGCAAUAUGAUUAAUAACGAAACUAUAUCUAAUUUCCGGAUCAUUCACACGGACGAUCUUCCGGAAGGGAUCAAGACGUUCAAUCCGGAGUCCCAGGAUUCAACGCACUGUAAAGCAAGAAGUUCGUACUGCUCUAUACAAUGA